UGUGAUUUUAGUCUUUUUUUAAUGGUUUAAUCUAUUUGCGCUGUUGUGGCCUGACGUCACAGUGUCUUGGUUAAUGCAGAGCAGACAGAAGAAGUUGGACCCGGUUGAUCUCAGAGUGCAGCAGACUCUGGUGUGAAGCCAGCAGUCUGCGCUUCCCGCUGCCGCCAGGAGCUGCUCUCAGGAACCUCCUCUGUCACCGGGGCCCAGGGUUUAUGACGCGACUUGUGUCUGUCAGUGCCUUCAGUCUGAUUCAGACCCGCUCUGCGUGUGGAUCAGACUGUUCCUGCGCGUAAAAAACGCUCCUCUCGGAUUUUUACGCACAGCUCGGUGGAGAAAAGCAAAAGGAAGACGGUCACGGUGGCCUUUUUUCCGCGUCUUAAACAGAAAGCAGCAGGUGCUUCUCUCCCAGCUCGGUAAUAAUUUAUGAUCCUUUAGUCAUUAUUAAUCCUGGCGACCUGUGCACGCGUUGUGCCAAGAUGUUUCCGCGGUUUCUCUGGCGGCGCGCCUCCGCCUCGGUCUCCCGGCCAGGACUGAGGACUGCCUGCCUGCCGCUGCCUCUCCAACACCUCCCACAGUUCAGCGGAUUCUAACAGAGGAGAGUGACCUGUAACAGAGGAAGGUCUCCUGAACGAGGCUCUCUUGUGCUCUGGCGAUCUACACGUCAUUUUAUAAGAAAGCCGACAGCGGCGCGCAGGGAGACCUCCUCAGUUUUGGCACAUUUUGUCACGAUGCCUCCGCGGAUCCGCGUCCUGCUGCUGCUGCACCUGGCCGUGCUGCUGCUGCUGCUGCUGCUGCUGGGCUGGCCGGCCGGGGCAGCUCGGGUACGGAAGAAGGCCGGCAGGGCUCGGGCUUGCCUGGACCUGCCGGAGGAGAUCCUGGAGCAGAUGUUCGGGCGCCUCUCGGUGGGAGUGAUGAGCGCUUUCCAUCACGCCCUGCAGCUGGAGCCGCAGGACAAACUCAACCUGACGUGCCCGACCAGCGCGCGGUCCCCUGCCGACAGGAAGACCCGCCUCCCGGUCAACCUGCUCAGCAUGUCGCCCUGGGCCUACAGGAUCUCCUACGACCCCGGCAGGUAUCCCCGCCACAUCCCGGAGGCGUACUGCCUGUGUAAGGGCUGCCUGCUCGGCCCGCACGGCGAGGAGAGCGAGCUGUACCGCAGCACUCCGGUCUACGCUCCGUCUGUCAUCCUGAGGAGAACCGGCUCCUGCCUCGGCGGCCGACACUCGUACGCAGAGAUCUACGUGUCCAUCGCGGUGGGGUGCACCUGCGUGCCGCUGCUGGAGAAGGAGCGGGACGGCAGGACCAGCAACCAGAGCCUGCAGAGAGCAGGGGCCAAAGCCGGCCAGCUCUCUGCAGGGAACAAAGUCUGAAGGGAGCAGAGCUGCGGACUUCUACAGCUGAUCCACGAUUAGAAGUUUGCAUCUCGCCACACUAACACUUUAAACAAUCCAAAGAGAGAAACUGUCCCCAAAAACACGUUUGAAGAUCGCGAUGAUCAGACAGAACUCCUGCAGGCUGACUCAAAGUUCAUCAUCUGGAAGAAAAUGAGUCUUAAAAUAAGACUUUUAUUCGGUCCGCUUUGUCUCGGUGUCAUGAUGCGGUUUGGAUAUAAACAUUGAAUGGACAAAAAAGUUGUACAAGGACACAAAAAUCACACAAACUAGAGAAAAACUCAGUCUGCAACUGUCGUAGAGGCCUGAAGAGCUAGAGAUGACUAGAUGAAACUCUGAAGUGCAACACGACAUGUGAAGGGGUCGAUUCAGCCAAAAGUCUGGGACCAUCAGUCAAGGUUUUGCAUUUCGGUUAGAAUGUGGUAGUUUCAGAAGAUAUCUGUAUCUCAUAUAUCUCAGCAUGCACAUCAUGCAUGCUGAGAUAUAUUACAGAUAUAUAUCAUCCCACAGAGCUUCCUGUGACGUCACAUACAUGAGGUGAGGUGACUGUGGAGGAGAGUAUAGAAGUAUCUAACUCUUUGACCUCUCUGCUGUGCUUCAUGGUGAUUGUGCUCCCUGUCCUGCAGAUACUUUGGAUUUUAUUUGCUCACAUUUUUGAGAAAUUCAUGCAAAUCAAGGUUUUCCACCAUAGAACGUGAUUGGAGGCAGAAAUCUCAGUUUAUUUUACGGACAUAUAAAUCAUUACUAUCUGCACAGAUGGAUACAGCUGUAUGUAGAACAUGUUUAUCUGCAGUUUGACCGUUUAAACUAAAGCAAACAGAUGUUGACAGUGGAGUGAAGCUUCAUUACCAAGGGCCUGAUCUCUGCUGCCUCCUGCUGAUGUGAACACACAACUGCAGGUUGAGCCUUUCGCUCUGAUCACCAGGAGAAACUGCACCCAAAUUCAACAACUUGUCACCCAAACAACAAGUGCUCCAGGUGACUUUAUUUGUGACUGUAAAAAGUCUCCAGCGAAACAACUGAGCGGUCACAUUCAGCACAUCAGCGUGCAGAGUCAGCACGUCUCUCACAGUGACUGUACAAGACUGAGCACUUGUUUAUUUCCCCGUCACAUUUAGCAUUUUUAGCAGACAGGAACUGAAAACAUCUGUAAUAUCCCAGAAAUCCUCUCAGCUGUUCGUGGUCAUCUCAUCGUGUAAGGGGUUAGGAGAAUAAACAUGCCUACAGUAUGA
Molecule: messenger RNA, 2623 nt
Organism: Acanthopagrus latus (yellowfin seabream)
Lineage: Eukaryota; Metazoa; Chordata; Actinopteri; Spariformes; Sparidae
Gene: il17d
Product: interleukin 17d
Exons: 2
Coding region: 729-1370 (213 amino acids)
Biological process (GO): inflammatory response
Cellular component (GO): extracellular region
Molecular function (GO): cytokine activity
Source: RefSeq, a predicted model, not a curated record